AUGGGUGCCUCGGGGAGAUGGAUUAAAGCAUUGGUUGGUUUCACCAAAUCUGAUAAGUCAAGGUCUUCAAAGAAAGAUGAAAAUGUGAAGAUUGCCACAAAGAGCCGGUUUGGGAGAAAGAAGUCAGUUGAUUUUGACGCUGAAAAGUUUCAAGAGUUUGAAGAUUCCAGUAUGAUAGAUACUGGGGUCUCUACUUCAACUUCACUGCAAUCAUAUGGUGCUGCUAAUGAAGAACAAAGGAAGGAACAUCAAGCUGCAACACGCAUCCAAACAGCUUAUCGAGGAUUUCUGGCUAGAAGAGCUUUACGAGCGUUGAAGGGAUUGGUUAGACUUCAAGCUCUUGUUAGAGGACACGCUGUGAGAAAACAAGCAGCUGUGACGCUUCGAUGUAUGCAAGCGUUAGUAAGAGUUCAGGCUCGUGUGCGUGCAAGACGUGUCCGUCUCGCCUUGGAAAGUGAAACCGGUGAGCAGACACUUCAACAACAGCUAGCAGAUGAAGCUCGAGUUCGAGAAAUAGAGGAAGGUUGGUGCGACAGCAUUGGCUCUGUUGAACAAAUCCAAGCCAAGCUGCUAAAGAGGCAGGAAGCUGCAGCUAAGCGUGAGAGAGCUAUGGCAUAUGCUUUGACUCACCAGUGGCAAGCAGGAACUAGGCAGAUAUCUGCGUACAGUGGGUUUCAACCUGACAAGAACAACUGGGGAUGGAACUGGUUGGAGAGAUGGAUGGCUGUUCGUCCAUGGGAGAAUCGGUUUCUUGAAAGCAACCUCAGGGAAGAUGCAAAUCUAGGCGAGAACAGUUUGGAGCAGUCUGAGAAUGUGCAUAAAACUCAGAUGAAAAGUGGAAGCAAGUUGCCACCAAACACUUCAAAUCUUGCUGCAUCUGGUGGUGUUUCAAGUCAGAAGGUAACAGGUCCAUCUCAGUCCGAUUCGUCUUCUCCUGGAGUGUCUUCAAGCGUUCCAGUGGUAUCCAAGGGUAAGUCAAAGUCUGCUGCUAAAGACGAUCUCGCUGGAGAAGUUAACUCAAGACCUGUUGUUUCUGGUCCAAGAUCGCAUAGCAAUCCGAAAGAAAGAUCUUCAAAGGAACGUUUGUCUCUUCCAAACACUGGAAAGUCCUCAGGGUCUCAGGCAGCUAAAGCCAACAGAACGGGAAAACUCACGACAGCAUCUCAGAAAGUAGCUGAGGAUAAAGCUUCCCAAAACCAGAGAAGACGCAACUCCGACCCAAUUAAACAGAGGCUCGCAUAG
This is a messenger RNA of Microthlaspi erraticum, 1242 nucleotides long. The record is from the annotation of a GenBank genome assembly. NCBI's taxonomy places the organism in Eukaryota, Viridiplantae, Streptophyta, Magnoliopsida, Brassicales, Brassicaceae.